AUGGAGUUGAUUGAGAGUCAACAUGCACGGCAAGUCUCUUUCUCCAAACGCAGAUCCAGCCUCUUCAAAAAGGCUAGUGAGCUUUGCACCAUGUGUGCUGUUCAGGUUUUACUGGUUAUCUUCUCACUUGGAAGGAAGCCCUUUUCUUUUGGCUACCCUUCCGUUCAUUCGGUACUUAACAGGUUUCAUCAGUUUCAAAACCCUGAUGCCAGUACCAGUCAAAGCGAGGCUACAAAAGAACCAGUUAUGCAAGGUCUUAACGACAGCUUCUCUCAUUUACUUGAACAAGUGAAAUUUGAGCAGAAAAGGGGAAAGCAACUGAACAGGAAAAUAAUGGAGCAUUCGGGGCCUGAUUGGUUAAAAGCACCAAUGGAUAGCCUCAACCUCGAGGAGUUAUGCAAGGUCAAGGAAACUCUUGUCGAUGUAAAAAAGAAGAUAAAAAAGCAAAGGGAUGAGCUUCUAGCGGAACCUCUUGCAUCCUCAGCCAAUAAUUCUAUAGAGUUGGCUCAUUGUCCUGAAACUAACCUAGUUGGAGACAUUUCUUCUGUUCAUCCUCAAGGCUCAUUAACUUUUAGGGAGGAAGAGUGA
Messenger RNA from Pyrus x bretschneideri (Chinese white pear), 588 nucleotides. RefSeq names its product agamous-like MADS-box protein AGL29. Gene Ontology annotation, molecular function: DNA-binding transcription factor activity, RNA polymerase II-specific; protein dimerization activity; RNA polymerase II cis-regulatory region sequence-specific DNA binding. Gene Ontology annotation, biological process: regulation of transcription by RNA polymerase II. Bases 1 to 588 code for a protein of 195 amino acids. The record is from RefSeq and is a predicted model, not a curated record. NCBI's taxonomy places the organism in Eukaryota, Viridiplantae, Streptophyta, Magnoliopsida, Rosales, Rosaceae. The transcript has a single exon.